UGACACGGUGAACAUAACAUUGUUUACAAGAGCUGGUGUAGCUGGGCGGUGGCGGUGACGGACUGAGGCUCAAGGCGUAACUUGUCAUAAUGGAGUUGGAGGAUUCGUUCUAUCCCAAAGCUCAAUAUAUAGAAACAGCCACAGGGAACCGUGUGAGUCGUGGUAGUGUGCUAUGCGGCUCUCAGAACAUUGUUCUGAGUGGAAAAGUCAUUGUACUUAGUGGUGUCAUCAUCCGGGGGGAUUUAGCCAACGUUCGAGUUGGCCGCCACUGCGUUAUAUCAUCCAAAUCUGUCAUUAGACCACCAUUUAAGAAAUUCAGCAAAGGGGUGGCGUUCUUUCCUCUUCAUAUUGGUGAUCACGUGUUUAUUGGUGAAGGAUCAAUUGUCAAUGCUGCAGUGGUAGGCUCCUAUGUUUACAUUGGGAAGAACUGUGUUAUUGGCAGAAGGUGUGUGCUAAAAGAUUGCUGCAUGAUUGCUGAUGAUACUGUUCUUCCUCCGGAAACUGUUGUCCCUCCAUUUGCUGUAUACUCUGGGUCACCAGCAAGACAUACUGGAGAUUUACCAGAAGCUACCCAAGAUCUUAUGACUGACUACACCAAGUCUUGUUACCACCAUUUCAUAAGGGUCAAGGAUAUGCCUCCACAGGCCAGAGAGGGAACCACAAAACUUAUUGAUAUUUAAUAAAUUUAUUGUUUUGUGCCUCAGGUCACAAGACAGGGUACAGUACAGUACAGUAGAUCUUUGCCAUUUGUGGGUUUGCGAUUCGUGAUUUUGGCGAUUCGUGGUAAGCAGAUGGUGGCUAGCUUGCGAGCCUCUCCCGCAGUGCAACGGGCCACCCCUGCGCACCCGCAGCGUUUCUUCUUCAUUGCUUGCACUCAACCAUUGCCUGCGACGCAGCAUCUCUUGUGUUGUGGUUCAAAACUUUAGUGUUUCUAUGUGAAAUGGCCCAUAAAAGACUGCCUAGUGUCAGUACUCGUGAUGCUAGUGCAGUGAAACGUAAAAGGCGGAAGUCAGUGAUGACUCUAACAAAGAAUGUUGAAUUAUUAGAUAAGUUAAAAGAGGGAAUGAGUACUGUCGCGGCUGGUCGGUUGUUUGGUAUAGGUAUGCAGUAGUUCACUAAGGUAUUAAAAUUUCCUAUUCGCGGUUUUGCCUAUUUGCACCAUUCCUUGGAACCUAACCCCCUCGAAUAACUUAGAUUCCAGCAAGAGAAUGAGACAAGUCCAACAGUUACUGUAGAUAAUCUUUUUAAAGCUUUAAAUCAUAAUCUUGCUUUAUAUUUGCUUUCCAUUUUUAAAGGGGGGUGAAAUAAUUUCAUAGCUUAAUCAUACAAAUAUUUGAGAAAAUAUACUACACUUAAUGAAGCCACCAAUAAUACAAGAAAAUGCUGUCUCUGAAAUACUGUAUAUUCAUCGUAAAUAAAUCAAUAAUGACU
Messenger RNA from Homarus americanus (American lobster), 1431 nucleotides. RefSeq names its product dynactin subunit 5-like (gene DCTN5-p25). Bases 90 to 680 code for a protein of 196 amino acids. The transcript has 4 exons. Lineage: Eukaryota; Metazoa; Arthropoda; Malacostraca; Decapoda; Nephropidae. The record is from RefSeq and is a predicted model, not a curated record.